CACCACGUCUACGUUGUCAGUACGUGGAUGGGGAGUCGUGCAGCGUGCAGCAUGUUGUAUCACCUGUUGCUGCAGACAGUAAAGACACAACAGUCAGCAGGUGUAUCACCCGGUCAGCCUCACCUACUGCAGUAUGAGCUUUAUAGCUGUAAAGACAUGGAGAAGGCCGUCAACGACUUGUCACAGGCGGCGAGCGGAGGGUCGUUGUACGUCAUCGCUGAUGAAGUGCUGAGUCAGAAAAGUUUUGGCUACAGAAUCAACACCUUCCAGAAUUUCUGUGAGUUGCUGCUGACACGAGUUCCUCGUCUCCAUCUGUGGGCGGCAAGUUGUUUCCAUAACUACGCACCCGCCGGCUGGCAAGUGGAAUAUUUAACCAGACCCCUCCGCUCUCCUCCGGCCGUCGUCAGGGAAGUCGAGCAGGACUCGGGGAUCACUAGAUACCGUCAGGUACGGCGGUACAGAGAGCGAGGUGUGCCCGACCACACAGACGGCCCGCCAGUCACACGACUGUAUCACCGAGGUCAAGGUCACUCAGGUCGUAGGCCAGGUGUCUUUGUGACGUGCGGACGUGAGGUGGCCAGCUUCCUACACAGUCUCCGUGUUGGUGUUACAGGGAGAAGCACAACAACAUCUACAACAUUGACCUCUACCAGUGGCGCACACACACCUGUCUACAGUGGAGAGACGUGCUGGUGUUGUACUGGGAUGACGUUAGUGAUCAGCCGGAUGUGGUCACAGGACUGCAAGAAGCGGGUAUCCCAGUGCGGGUGAUGGAGGAUGAUGACAUCGAGGACGUGGCCACGGCCCGCAGUGACGUGGUGUGGGUGGCGAGCGGAUAUCGUGUUUGUGGUCUGGAGAGAAAAGUCGUCGUCUGUCUGGAGAACAUUGAUUACGGUUUAUAUAGAUCUGAGUAUUCACAAUUUUUCAACUUUACCUCUGUCCGACUUGACAUCAUGUCCCGCUGUACGUCACAACUUGUGAUUGUCUCCCCUGACGACAAGCCGAUAGAAGGUGACUGACACUGACACUGACACACCUGUCACCUGCUGUAGUCGUGUGUCAGUCUCUUACACCAACAAUUGUGUUUCUCGUCUCCUAGUGUCAGUCUAUCACCACGUCAUCACCUUAUGAUGUAAUAGAUAUGACGUCAUGAUAGAUUUUUACAUCACGGUGUCUCUGUUUACAAAACAAGUGUCAACAGGUUUGUCUGAGGUGUGUGUGUUAGUGUUAGUGUCAACAUAUCCGUGAGUGUGUGAGUCUACUAGUGUGAUGUCUGUGUCAAUGUCAAUAUAAGAGGUUGAACACGUGAUGUCAAGGGCCUCAGACUGUAAUAUCAGUGUCGUGCAAUAAAGUAUUCAAUCUGA
This is a messenger RNA of Pomacea canaliculata, 1364 nucleotides long. RefSeq lists its product as uncharacterized. The coding region runs from base 28 to 771 and encodes 247 amino acids. NCBI's taxonomy places the organism in Eukaryota, Metazoa, Mollusca, Gastropoda, Architaenioglossa, Ampullariidae. The transcript is spliced from 3 exons. The record is from RefSeq and is a predicted model, not a curated record.